Molecule: messenger RNA, 1646 nt
Organism: Anolis sagrei ordinatus
Lineage: Eukaryota; Metazoa; Chordata; Lepidosauria; Squamata; Anolidae
Gene: CTU1
Product: cytosolic thiouridylase subunit 1
Biological process (GO): tRNA wobble position uridine thiolation
Cellular component (GO): mitochondrion; cytosolic tRNA wobble base thiouridylase complex
Molecular function (GO): tRNA binding
Source: RefSeq, a predicted model, not a curated record
CUGCCUGCCUGCCUGCUUGCGGAGGCGCGAUGCCGGGCGCGGGUCCGUGCGAGGGCUGCCAGGGGGCGGCGCGGGCUUGCGUGCGGCGGCCCAAGACGGGCCAGGCGCUGUGCCGCUCCUGCUUCGCGGCGGCCUUCGAGGAGGAGGUGGCGUCCACCAUCGCGGCGGGGCGGCUCUUCCGGGCGGGCGAGACGGUGGCCAUCGGGGCCUCGGGCGGGAAGGACUCGGCGGUGCUGGCCCACGUGCUGCGGGCCCUGAACGAGCGGCGCGGCUACGGGCUGUGCCUGGUGCUGCUGGCGGUGGACGAGGGCAUCGCGGGCUACCGGGACGCCUCCCUAGCCGCCCUGCGCCGCAGCCAGCGCCGCCUCGGCCUCCCGCUCCGCGUGGUCUCCUACGCCGAGCUCUUCGGGUGGAGCAUGGACCGCAUCGCCCGGCACCUCGGCGCCCGCAACCACUGCACCUUCUGCGGCGUCUUCCGGAGGCAGGCCCUCGACCGCGGCGCCGCCCUCAUCGGCGCCCACAAGAUCGCCACCGGUCAUAACGCUGACGAUGUUGCGGAGACGGUGCUGAUGAAUUUCCUGCGAGGAGACGUGGGUCGGCUUCGACGCUGUACAGAGAUCAUGACGGGAAGCGAGGGGGCGCUGCCGCGUUGCAAGCCCUUGAAGCACGCUUACGAGAAGGAGAUUGUGCUCUAUGCAUAUUUCCAGGGCUUGGACUACUUCAGCACCGAGUGUGUUUACUCCCCCAAUGCUUACCGGGGCCAUGCCCGCACCUUGCUCAAAGACCUCGAGGCCACUCGUCCCAGCACCGUGGCUGACCUGGUGCACUCAGGUGAGCGGCUGGCCCUCCGCGAGGACGUCCGCAUGCCCACGCAGGGCACGUGCCAGCGUUGUGGCUACCUCUCCAGCCAAUCCCUCUGUAAAGCUUGUGUGCUGCUUGAAGGGCUCAAUCGAGGUCUCCCAAGGCUGGCCAUUGGGAAGCCCAAUCGGCUGCAGAAGGCUCUAUUGAUGGAUGGGGAGCAGCCAGAAGCAAGCGCACAGGAAGAAGAACAGGAAGGCUCUCAACAGAGAAGCCAAGGCCCAAGGACAAUAGAUUUCUGAGCCUGAACUCAACCACAGUGGCCUUUCUUGCUGAGAUAAGGCUUUCAUUACCUUGAAAGGUAAAUAGUUACCUGUUUCAUGUCUGUAUUGAUGAACUGUAGAUCAGAGACAGGGAAUCUGUCCUCCCAGCAGUUACUGGCCUGCAUCUUCUAUCAACGUCCACAUUGAUAGUGGUAAAGGAUUCUGUGAGUUACAGGCCAACAAUAACUGGAGGGACACAGUCUGCCCACCUAUAGUGCACCUUUGCACCUAAUUAGCAAUUUGUGAUUCUCCAAAUGUGGGCAAACUGCAGUUCCUAUCAUCCCUUUAGCUUUGGCUGCAGUCCUCAGGAUUGAUGACUGUUGCAGUCCAAUGACAUUUGGAGAGUGACAUGUUUCCAGCUCCUCAUCUACACAGAAUAAAUGGUUCUCUUAACUGACGAAGUUGGCAGAGAUACAACAGACCUGAGCACCUGUGUUGUCGAAUGGCUAUUCUCAGGUGGACUGGGGACAAUUUUCUGUUUCUGAAGAAAAUUAAAUAAUAAUAAAUCGGAAUUUUAAUCAUUAA